AUGGCCACCAAACUGCAGCGAUCACACCAGACUACAGCUAUCACACCAGCCUACAGCUAUCAACCAGCCUACAGCCAUCACACCAGAUUACAGCUAUCACACCAGCCCAGCCAUCACACCAGACCACAGCCAUCACACCAGCCUACAGCUAUCACACCAGCCUACAGCCAUCACACCAGACUGGCUAUCACACCAGCCUACGCUAUCACACCAGACUACAGCCAUCACACCAGCUGGCCAUCACACCAGACUACAGCUAUCACACCAGCCUACAGCUAUCACACCAGCCUACAGCUAUCACCCCAGACUACAGCUGCGACACCAGACUACAGCCAUCACACCAGCCUACAAGCCAUCACACCAGCCUAUAGCAACACACCUACAGCCAUCACACCAGCCUACAGCUAUCACACCAGCCCACAGCCAUCACACCAGACAGCUAUCACACCAGCCUACAGCCAUCACACCAGCUUCACAGCUAUCACACCAGCCUACAGCUAUCGCACCAGACUACAGCUAUCGCACCAGCCACAGCUAUCGCACCAGCCUACAGCCAUCACAAGGCUACAGCCAUCACACCAGGCUACAGCUAUCACACCAGCCUACAGCCAUCACACCAGAUUACAGCCAUCACACCAGCCUACAGCUAUCACACCAGAUUACAGCUAUCACACCAGACCACAGCCAUCACACCAGACUACAGCCAUCACACCAGACUACAGCUAUCACACCAGACUACAGCUAUCACACCAGCCUACAGCUAUCACACCAGCCUACAGCUAUCACACCAGCCUACAGCUAUCACACCAGCCUACAGCUAUCACACCAGCCAGCCAUCACACCAGCCCACAGCCAUCACACCAGCCUACAGCUAUCACACCAGACUACAGCUAUCACACCAGCCUACAGCUAUCACACCAGCCCACAGCCAUCACACCAGCCUACAGCUAUCACACCAGCCUACAGCCAUCACACCAGACUACAGCUAUCACACCAGACUACAGCUAUCACACCAGACUACAGCUAUCACACCAGACUACAGCUAUCACACCAGACUACAGCUAUCACACCAGACUACAGCUAUCACACCAGACUACAGCAUCACACCAGACACAGCCAUCACAACCUCCAGCCAUCACCAGACUACAGCUAUCACACCAGACUACAGCUAUCACACCAGCCUACAGCUAUCACACCAGCCUACAUUUAUCACACCAGCCUACAGCUAUCACACCAGCCUACAGCUAUCACACCAGCCUACAGCUAUCACACCAGCCUACAGCUAUCACACCAGCCUACAGCUAUCACACCCGCCAGCCAUCACACCAGCCUACAGCCAUCACACCGGCCUACAGCUAUCACACCGGCCCACAGCUAUCACACCAGCCUACAGCUAUCACCACCAGCCUCACAGCUAUCACCAACGCUACAGCUAUCACACCAGCCUACAGCUAUCACACCAGCCUACAGCUAUCACACCAGCCUACAGCCAUCCACAGCCAUACACCGUUACAGCUAUCACACCAGCCUACAGCUAUCACACCAGCCUACAGCUAUCACACCAGGAAACCGGAUGUGGAGAGACAAGUACCUAUUUGUUGCUUGAAUCUGUUGUACAGCUUAGUCAUCUGUAAUAUAUCUUGUGACCAUAUUGAUAAACUGUAA
Homarus americanus (American lobster) is the source of this 1665-nucleotide messenger RNA. Its product is annotated as protein FAM186A-like. The coding region runs from base 1 to 1665 and encodes 554 amino acids. The transcript has a single exon. Lineage: Eukaryota; Metazoa; Arthropoda; Malacostraca; Decapoda; Nephropidae. The record is from RefSeq and is a predicted model, not a curated record.